GCUCUUCUGUCACCUUUUUUUUCUUCUUCAUUUCCACCCUCACCAACUCUUCCUUCAUAAAACGUUGUCGUUUUUCUCUCCCUAGCUCUAGCUGCAUUCAUAUAAACAUCACUAAGAAAAAGCUAUCAAUUUUUCAACUUAGUGAUAAAUUUUCUCCAUAAUUCUGAGCUAGAAAAAUGGCAGCUAUGAACAAGGAAAUGAUGCUACUCAUAAUCCAAUAUCUCGACGACCAGAACUUGAUGGAAACAAUGCACAAGAUGGAAUCUGAAACUGGUCUCUUCUUUAAUAUCAAGUAUUUUGAAGAGAAAAUCCUUGCUGGAGAUUGGGAUGAAACUGAGAAGUACCUCAAUGGCUUUACCAAAAUCACGGAAAAUCGACAUAGCCUGAAGAUGUUCUUUGAGAUCAGGAAGCAAAAGUAUUUUGAGGCCUUGGACAGGCAAGACAAAAUAUUGGCUGUUAAUAUUUUGGUGAAAGAUUUGAAAAUAUUUUCAACACUUGAUGAAAAUUUGUACAAGGAUAUAGCACAUCUCAUUACCCUUGACAACAUCAGGGAGAAUAAGCAGUUAGCAGCGUAUGGCGAUACAGAUUCGUCUAGAGCGAUAUUGAUGACUGAGCUCAAGAAACUGAUUGUAGCUAAUCCCAGCUUCAAAGAUAAGCUUAUCUUUCCUUCGUUCUCGUCAGCGCGCUUGCGUCACCUGAUAAAUCAAGGUUUGAAUUGGCAGCAUCUGCUGUGCAGGAAUCCAAAAGAAAAUCCUGAGAUCAAAACUUUGUUGGUUGACCAUACUUGUUCUUCGCCUCGCAAACCAGAAUCUCGCACACCUACUCUGACCGUGCCUCCUGCUGCAGAUGCUGCAAAUUAUCCCUCUUAUGCAAUUGCGCCACUUUCGCCUGCUCUUUCGGUUCCUACACCUAAUGAUGUUACAACAUUGCCGGUGAAUGCAAAUCCUUCGCCGUCAUCUCAAUCACCUGCUGAGGUCGAAGCUUCCUCAUUGCCUGGUCCUUCAACUCAAGUCUCCGCAUCGAUGGAUACAGAAAUGCCGAAUACUCUUGAACCGAUGGAUCAUCAAAGUAACGAUCUUGAUCAAGAAAUGGCACCGAUCCCGUCAUCACAGGCUGAUGAAGAAGUACCUGAACCUGUGCAGGCCCCAUGUACCUUUGAACCUGAACCAGUAAAUCCGCUGAUCGAUCAACUUCCAAGAACCGUAGUUUGUAAGUUACAUCAGGGAUCAACUGUGACAAGCAUGGAGUUUCAUCCUUUGAUUCAUUCUAUACUAGCUGUUGGUAGCGCAAACGGUGAAGUUUCACUUUGGGAUGCAAGUCUGCGAGAAAGGCUGAUCUCAAAGCCUUUCAGAAUAUGGAAUAUUUCUAAUUGUUCAGAAAAAUUUCAGGCAUUGUAUUUGAAAGAAUCGUCGAUACCCGUCAAUCGUGUAUCAUGGUGCCCGAGUGUGGGUUUACUUGGGAUCGCUUAUGCAAAACAUUUGGUUCACUUGUAUGCCUAUCACAUUCCUAAUGGCCUACAGGAGCAUUUGGAGAUUGAUGCUCAUGAUGGUAGUGUUAAUGACUUAUCAUUUUCAUAUCCAAACAAUCAACUAUGUAUGGUAACUUGUGGCGAUGAUAAGUUAAUUAAGGUAUGGGAUUUGGAUGGAAAUAUGAUCUUUAUAUUCGAAGGUCAUGGAGCGCCUGUUUAUUCCAUUCUUCCUCAUGCGAAGGAAAAUAUCCAGUUUAUAUUAUCAACUUCGGUUGACGGGAAAAUCGGCGCUUGGGUGUAUUCUGACAAGAACUUCCAGCUGGAGUACGACACUCCGGGACAGUAUUGCACGUCACUGAUGUAUAAUGCUGAUGGAAAUAGAUUGUUUUCUUGCGGAACAAGUAACGACGGAGAAUGUUUCUUAGUCGAGUGGAAUCAAGAUGAAGGAGCAAUUGAAAAAAAAUAUUCUGGAUUCAGAAACGAAACUGCGGGUAUUGUGCAAUUCGACGUUGUGAAGAAUCGAUUUUUGGCUGUAGGUGUGAACAACCAUAUUAUGUUUUGGGAUAUGGAUAGAAUCGAAGUUCUUACUUCUACAGAUGCCGAGGGUGGUCUUUCGAGUCUACCUCGCUUGAAAUUCAACCGCGAAGGAAAUCUACUUGCUGUUACUACAGACGAUGGUGGUUUUAAAAUCCUCGCUAAUGCCGAUAGUCUCAAAUACCUAAGGGACAUUGAAGCAUCUAUACAACGAAUCGACACAAAUAAUGGAUUAAUUGUUCAUCCUGUUCAGUAUCGAAUCGUUACUAUACCGGAGGAUAUGGGUCCGGGUAACAAGGUUGUUCGUCUUCGUUAUUCAAAUAAUGGUGAUGCUCUUCUAGCUCUUGGUUCGAAAGGGGCUCAGAAGCUGUGGAAAUGGAUCCCAAAUGCAUUGAAUCCUAUGGGAAUCGCGACGGCAAGAUUUGCUCCUAAAGAGUAUAGGCCCUCUACUGGUUUUCUUAUGAGGAAUGAUGUCCCAAACGACUGUGAUUCGGCGAUUCCUUGUAUUGACAUCUCAAAGAAUGAUUCCUAUGUCGUUUCUGCAUGCGGCGGAUCCAUUUCGUUGUUUAACUUAAUUUCCUUUAAAGUAAUGACUAGUUUUAUGCAAUCUCCACCUGCUACAACAUUUCUCGUAUUUAAUCCUGAAGACAAUAACACUGUCAUAAUCGGAAGGGAAGAUUCGGAGAUUCAUAUUUUCAACAUUAGGUACCAUGAGAUUACAUUUAUAUUGAAGGGUCAUCAAAAGUACAUCACUGGUAUAGUUUUUUCGCGUCGAUUGGAUACGAUGGUUUCUUCGAGCGCUGAUGGACAGCUUUCGUCAUGGUGCAUGAGCACAUGGGUAAAGAAGAAAUCAGUGUCAAUCCAAAUGCCAGGCAAUGAAAAUGCAGUUGUUGGUGAGACUAAAAUUCAGUUUCACAUUGAUGAAGUGAAGUUGCUGGUGUGCCAUGAGACACAGAUAGCAAUAUAUGAUGCUUCAGAAAUGGAACUGAUUUGCCAGUGGCUUCCGCGAGACGGGUUGUCUGCUCCCAUAUCCUCUGCAGCAUACUCCUGCAAUGGACAACUAGUUUAUGCCACUUUUAUUGACGGAAACAUUGGAGUAUUUGAUGCUGAAAGUCUCCAACUAAGAUCUCGGAUUGGUUCAUCUGCAUACCUAUAUCAGACUCCAUCAGACAGUGAAAAUGAGUACCCUCUAGUAAUAGCAGCGCAUCCAAAAAAUCCAUAUCAGUUUGCAAUAGGACUGUCAGAUGGGUAUGUUAAGGUUAUAGAGCCCACUGACUCUUCAGUAUGGUUGAGACAGAAAGUGCCUGUUGUUCCAAUGGAUAUGGAUUGAUUCAUUUGCAUCAUGGAGGGAGUCAUUCUUUAUGGUGGAGGGACUUAACUAGCAAAGGUGUGGCAGAAGAAUAUAAUGGAGAAUGUGUAGCAUCAAGCAUAAACUGUAACAUUGGCCAGGGGCCUAAAGGAAGUGGGUGGCAAAUAGGAGUGUGGAGGGAAGCUGAAUGGCAAUGAGAUCUGAAAAGGAAGGACAAUGAAGAUGUUCAUCUGUAUGGUGAGGAAUUUCAAGAACUCAUCAGCCUAUUAGAAGAUAGAGCUCCAAAUCAUGAUGAAGAGGACUUGUUGUCAUGGUCUAUAUGGAACAAAAGGAAUGCAAUUCUUUUUAAAGAUAAGGUGGGGGAUGAUGCUGAGACAGUGUUCAAGAUCAAAUUCUUUGCAUGGAUUUGGAUUAUAAUUGGUUCAAAAUGUAACUUUCCUUGUAGCUUUUUUGAUUGGUGUAACCACUCAAAGGAUAUUUUACAAUAGUCCUAAAGGUUUCAUGGGUUGAAAUUUGUUGUAUA
Messenger RNA from Vicia villosa (hairy vetch), 3834 nucleotides. RefSeq names its product protein TPR1-like. NCBI's taxonomy places the organism in Eukaryota, Viridiplantae, Streptophyta, Magnoliopsida, Fabales, Fabaceae. Gene Ontology annotation, biological process: regulation of DNA-templated transcription. The transcript has 21 exons. Bases 177 to 3332 code for a protein of 1051 amino acids. The record is from RefSeq and is a predicted model, not a curated record. Gene Ontology annotation, molecular function: protein binding.